Messenger RNA from Priapulus caudatus, 1330 nucleotides. RefSeq names its product noelin-like. The record is from RefSeq and is a predicted model, not a curated record. Gene Ontology annotation, biological process: signal transduction. NCBI's taxonomy places the organism in Eukaryota, Metazoa, Priapulida, Priapulimorpha, Priapulimorphida, Priapulidae.
AUACUGGAUGCGAAAGUACGAAAUAUAUCCGAGAUUAUGGAAAAUCUGGAGCUUACAUUUUCGAGCGGAGAUUCUUCGAAGGAAAAGAUAUUGGGUGCGAAACUAAGAAAUUUAUCUGCAAUCAUUGAGAGUAUGGAGCUUGCGGAAUCCAGUCGUGACUCUGUGAAGGAGCAGUUAGCUAAUCUGGAAGAGAGGUUUCUGCGACAGAAUGGAACACCAACCUCACCAGUGAACUGUGGGAAGGAGGCGCUGGUGUCUGUCUCUGAACCAUGGACCAAUAGGUGGAUGGGCACCGAGGGUAGAUUCACUUACGGUGCCUGGUUUAAGGACCCGCUGCCAACACAAGGAAACGAAGACAAGUUCUACUAUGCAUCGUUUGCGUCUGGCGUUCUAUAUGAAUUUGCCAACUACUCGGACUUCGUGUCGCAUUCGAAUCCGGUGGCGCAUUCCAUUCCGAACAUCUACAGCAUCAACAAUGCGUCCGGUCUAUGCGUGUAUAAUGGCUCGUUCUAUUUCGUCACCAAACACGACAUGACGUUGUUCCGAUACAACUUGCACAAGCAACGUACGGUAGUUCAGCGGCCACUGGGUUACCGGUUGAGCAAAUACCCGUACAGUAACUUCCAACAUACCAACGUUGACCUUGAGGCAGACGAAAAGGGACUGUGGGCAAUCUACGGAAUAGAUGGUCGCAUCAUCAUCAGCAAAGUCGAUCCCGUUCUACUCAGUUUCACGCGAACGUGGAAUACGGUGGAAAGCGCCACCGCUAACACUCCCCGCAAGCGAUCCGUCGGUAACGCCUUCUUCAUCUGCGGAAUCAUGUACGCGAUCCGCUCGCACGAGACGCCAGAUGGCAGCAUCUUCUAUGCGUACGACACGAACACGAGCCGAGAGGUGUUCGCCUCCAUUCCGAUACACGUCAAGUACGGGCUGCUCGGCCAGCUGUCGUACAACGCGCGCGAGAGGGUUCUGUACGGGUACGACAACGGCCACAUGAUCACCUACCCUCUCCACUUCGCACCCGUCGCUUAGUCAGCGCGUGGCUGCUGGAAACCUCUCGCAGUGAAACACCAGCAUAGCACAGUAGCAUUAUUGGGAGUUAUCCACCACGUGUAUCUGUCCUUUGUACGCGUACCCGUAGCACUGUAGGGUUAAGAGUUAUAUUCCACAUAUAUCUGUCCUUUGUACGUUUACCAGAAGCACUGUAGCAUUGGGAGUUGUAUCCCACAUUAUAUCUGUCGGUUGUACGCGUACCCGACGCGAUCAAAUUGAAAUGUUUUACUCAUAUCUUUCCAUAGUAGCCGCUGUAGGCUUAUGUAUCGUAUAGUGA